CAUAUACAGCUGCUGUAAAAUAUAUCUGGUUGGUUUUAAUGGGAAUGUACAAAAUGAUGAUUCUAUAUCUGGUACAUUUGAAGGAAUGGUCAUCAUUCUACUCGCUCUCCAGUCUGGAUUUUUAAGUUAUAAUCGUAUUGACAAAAUAGUUAACCUAAGCGUUUUUCUCUUUAUAGUGGCAUCCAAUAUCAUUCGGAAUAUCUCUGAUAUGACAAAUCCUCAGUUAUUAUUAUUAAGCACGAGAAAUAACAAGAAACUAGCCCAUUUUAGGGUUCUUGUUCUUGUGUUUAUUCUAAUUAGCACUCCGAUUGUCAUGACCUAUUACUUUACUCAAAUCAUUAUUGUAAAUUUUUGGAUUCUAAUUAUCUCAUUGUACUGUUUAUUAACUUCGCUUCACAACUUGUGUUCCCUGAUGAUAUAUGCUCUAUUCAUGAUAGACAAUUUCCGUGAAGAACCCUUUGAAAAUCUUGACGAGGCUGUUUACUGUAUCCAUGGAAUUGCUUACGUCUUGGAGUUCGUUGUGACUUUAUUUCAUGUCUGUUACACAAUUUUUUACUUUUCCGACUUGAAUUAUUUCGGAGUCUGUAUGCUGCUUAUAAUUUUGUAUUUCAAUGUUUGGAAGAAUGCCAGAACUGGUUGGGAGAGUUUGAAGCAAAAGAGAUUAGCAAUGAGGAAGAUGAACUUAUUAAGACAUGCAACUGAAGAUGAACUUCACUCUUUGAAUGAUGAUGAUAAUGUGUGUCCAAUUUGUUACCAGAAAAUGACGAGCGCUCGAGUUACGCCAUGCCGUCAUUACUUUCACGGGGCGUGUCUUAAAAAGUGGUUGUAUUUGUAUGCAUCGAAUGAUAAGUGCCCUAUAUGUAAUUCAUCCAUAUUAGAAAAUUUGAUGCAAGAUGUUAGUGGCAGUGAGGAUAACUCAGAUUCAGUUAUGGCUGAUCGACAGAGCACCGACACAAUGGUGCAUAACUCAGGUUCAGGUAGUAUUGUUGAGGAACACAACGCUGACACGAUGGUGGAUAACUCAGAUUCAUGUAGUAGAGUUGAGGGACAAAACACCAACAUACUCGUGGAUAACUCAGAUUCAUGUAUUAGAGUUGAUGGACAAAACACCAACACACUCGUGGAUAACUCAGAUUCAU
Molecule: messenger RNA, 1139 nt
Organism: Anneissia japonica
Lineage: Eukaryota; Metazoa; Echinodermata; Crinoidea; Comatulida; Comatulidae
Product: RING finger protein 145-like
Exons: 1
Cellular component (GO): endomembrane system; endoplasmic reticulum
Molecular function (GO): ubiquitin protein ligase activity; zinc ion binding
Source: RefSeq, a predicted model, not a curated record